UACCCUCUGCUUCGAACUACGAAAAGUUUUGAAACUUAGUAGAAGACCACGUUACUUUUUUCCAGCUCACAGAAAGUUAAAGUCAAUGCGCUGAAGUAAAACCUGAAAUUUUCUUAUAAAAGCUACCUCGAACGAUGUCGUAACGUGAAUAGUCAUACGAUACAUCUCAAAAAGUACAAUGCUCCCAUAACUUCUGUUAAUAUUAUAAGGUCAGUCGCGGUGCCUAUCCGUGCCCGUUUCUCAACUUGUACGUUUGACUUGAGCUUGGUCUGACACCAUGGGGAAUACGGAGAGCAAUGUAACGAGUGGCGUCAAGAAGCAAGCUGGCGUCUCCACACAAGCGCUUUACAAGUUUGUUAAUCUCAAGGGCGGCGGUCUCUUGGUGGAUAUGAUGAAACGGGCGUGUCAGACGAAACAAUUCGCAGAAAUCGAUCACGCAAUAAAAACGAAGGUCGAACCGUUUCUCUAUAAUAAAGGCGCAGGCCGCUACUUUCCAAUUUCGAAAUUGGUGCUCUUACGUAAUAAGGAGCGCGCGCGCACCAAACAACUGCCUGAGAUCAGAGCGCUGGAGAAUCCAGAUGAUGACUUUAAUAUACACGACUACUGUACAGAGGUUUCGGAAGCCGAAUAUAUAUCGAAUCCGAGCGCCUACCGUUUUGUGUGCUGGAAUUUGAAUGAACGCGGCGCUGUCGGCGAGACCAUUUUACAUCUCUGUCUGCUGAACGCCUCAUCAUUGCAUGCGGAUCUGGCCAAACGUCUGCUCAAAUGGUAUCCCAAACUCAUACUCGAUGUCUAUAUGUGCGAUGAAUAUUAUGGUGAGAGCGUGUUACAUAUCGCGAUCGUUAACGAGGACCCGGCGAUGGUUAAAUAUCUACUAGAUGCUGGCGCAGAUGUACAAGAACGUUGUUGUGGCGCCUUCAUGUCCGCCGAGGAUCAGAAACCUUCACGUUACGACUCGCCCGAUCAUGAGUAUGUCGGCGUACAACCGAUGACCAAUUACGAUGGUUAUGUCUAUUGGGGCGAGUACCCAAUGAGCUUUGCUGCCUGUCUCUCACAAAAAGAUUGUUUUCGCUUGGUGUUGGCACGUGGCGCUGACCCCAAUCUGCAGGACACCAACGGCAAUACUUCGCUGCAUAUGCUGGUUAUCUACGAAAAGAUCGAAAUGUUCGAUGUAGCCUACGAGGUAGGCACCAAUAUACACUUACGCAAUAUGCAAAACCUAACGGCGCUUACGUUGGCCGCGAAGCUGGGACGUGUCGAGAUGUUCUUUCAUAUAUUAAGUAUAGAACGUGAGAUAUAUUGGCAACUGGGUAGCAUAACAUGUGCGGCGUACCCAUUGUCGAUGAUCGACACGAUCGAUGUCGAGACAGGGAAUAUCAAUAAAGAUUCGGUAUUGAAUUUCGUAGUUUUCGGUGACAAACUGGAGCACCUGGAGUUGUUAGACGGUGUAGUUAUCGAUUUAUUGAAGACCAAAUGGGAGUCCUUUGUCAAGUCGCGUUUCUACAAACAGUUUUAUAUGUUCUCCUUCUAUUUCCUCUUCUCCUUAAUAAGUUUUAUCUUACGUCCCGGACCGUCUGACAAAAAUGAAGACGAUGAUGGCGAAGAAGUUGAGAGCGGCGGUGUGGUAACUUCUAACCCGCAAGCCAUAAAUACAAGUAGUACUGCUGCAUUUCAUAGAGGCGAUAAGUGGUUACGGCGUUUGAUCAAGCGCGCAAUCGACAAGAUGGAAUACAAAACCUUUUGGUUGAACUUCACUGACUACUUUGACGAUAAUGAUGUGGAACCAGUGCCAUCUUGGUGGGCGAGUUAUGCCGAAUGUCCGCUAAUGAACAUGGAAUCGGACUUAGCGAAGGUACGAAUUGUAGCUGAAAUCAUCAUAUUCUUUGGCUCGAUUUUAUACUUAUUGGCGGCCCUGAGAGAAGCACGUUUUUUGGGUUAUAAAAUGUUUGUCGAGAAUAUGAUGACUGCACCCUCUAGGGUCAUGUUUCUGUUCUCCUGUGCGCUCAUGAUGACUAUACCGUGGCUGAGGUUGUCCUGCAUGACCGAGAUUGAUGAUCAUGUGGCUGUCUUUAUUAUGCUCACUACAGCGCCUUACUUUCUAUUCUUUUGUCGUGGUUUCAAAACUGUCGGUCCUUUCGUUGUGAUGAUCUAUCGCAUGGUCAUGGGUGACCUUAUACGUUUCGUUUCCAUCUAUCUGGUUUUCGUGAUGGGUUUUUCACAAGCUUACUAUAUUAUAUUUCUCACAUUCGACAACCCCGCAACACCAGAGGAAAUCGACGAUUCCGAGUCGAAUCCAAUGCCUUCCCCAAUGGAGUCUAUAGUGGCUAUGUUCUUAAUGUCGCUCACCAAUUUUGGUGACUACUUCGGCGGCAUGGGUUCCACACAGCACGAAUAUGAAGCGAAGACGCUUUUCUUUCUCUUUAUGGUGAUUGUCAGCGUGUUGUUGGUGAACAUGUUGAUCGCUAUGAUGGGUAACACCUAUCAAAAGAUCGCCGAGAUACGCAACGAGUGGCAACGUCAGUGGGCGCGCAUUGUACUGGUAGUGGAGCGUAGUGUACCGCCGGCGGAACGUCUAAAGAAUUUUAUGCAUUACAGUCAACCGAUGUCAGAUGGACGACGUGCUUUGGUGCUUCGGCUGAAUAUGAGCGAUGAGGACAAAGAAGAGAUGAAGGAGGUGCAAGAGAUGAAACGCAUACACCAGCGGUUUUCCAAAAAGCGUCAGGUUGAGCGUGAGGCUCGUGCUCGCAAAAGACAAGAGGAGUACGAAAAAUUCUUCGGUGCAAAGCCGCCGAGUGACCGUGAUAAUAAUAAUACUUGAAGAGAGAUUAUUGGAAGGAUGGACCUGAAAUUUAUAGAUGAUAUGUUUGUAGUAUAAGUAGGUACCAACAGUUAUUGGUCGUAGCUAGGUAAAGUCUGAAAAAUUCUGAACAUUAUAUGUACUAGAUCAAUAAUUGAUUUGUUUAGACAAAUUAAAAUUGAAAACAAAAGGUGAAAUUAAAAACCAUUAGUAUGUUUUAUAGUAUAUCAAAUUAUUCUCCUUUUAUUACAGAUUUCUUCAAACUUUU
Messenger RNA from Bactrocera dorsalis (oriental fruit fly), 3065 nucleotides. RefSeq names its product transient receptor potential cation channel subfamily V member 5 (gene nan). The transcript has 9 exons. The record is from RefSeq and is a predicted model, not a curated record. Gene Ontology annotation, biological process: calcium ion import across plasma membrane. The coding region runs from base 278 to 2818 and encodes 846 amino acids. Lineage: Eukaryota; Metazoa; Arthropoda; Insecta; Diptera; Tephritidae. Gene Ontology annotation, molecular function: calcium channel activity; protein binding. Gene Ontology annotation, cellular component: membrane.